Entrophospora sp. SA101 is the source of this 183-nucleotide messenger RNA. The record is from the annotation of a GenBank genome assembly. Lineage: Eukaryota; Fungi; Glomeromycota; Glomeromycetes; Entrophosporales; Entrophosporaceae.
AUGAAAAGAUUAUCAACAGUAAAUCCAUCAUCAUUGAAUAACAUAGAUGAACAGCUUGUUCUUUCAGCCAAUUACCAUGUGGAAGAAUUAUUAAAGAUCAUAUUUCCAAAUGUUAAUAAUGGUAGUAAUGGCAAUGGUGAUGGUGACAAUGAUCUAGCAACAGCAAAAAAGGAAAAGAAAUAG